AUGAUCAGUGCAGUCGAAUAUUUACAACAUCCCGCUAGUCGGUGCUCGGUAGACGGUGGUGGCCGUGCGACCCAACAGGUCGCAUUCAGCAGGCAAUUGUUGAACGGUCAGCUCCCGAAUCAGGAGUCCCAGGCUUCGGAGCAGCCCGACCUCAACUUGCAGCCACAAAACCCAGAGUUGGACGACGAAGACGAUGAAGACACCAAGCCAAACAAGAGAGAACGCAGAAAGAUCGAGAUCCGCUUUAUCCAGGAGAAGUCCAGAAGACACAUCACUUUCUCCAAGCGGAAGGCCGGUAUUAUGAAGAAGGCGUACGAACUUUCUGUUUUGACCGGCACCCAGGUGUUACUUCUUGUUGUUUCCGAAACGGGACUUGUUUACACCUUCACGACUCCCAAGUUGCAGCCGCUGGUGACCAAGCCCGAGGGAAAGAACCUGAUUCAGGCGUGUUUGAACGCCCCGGAGGAGCCUGCCAACGACGAGGAGGACGACCAAGGCGGAGUUGCAGACUCGCAUCCUGGACAGCCCCAUCCUGCUGCCCAGCACCUGCACCCCCAGAUGCAGCCCCAGCCAACCCAACAACCUCUUCCUCCUCCUCCACAGGGCCAGCCCCAGCCAGACCCUUCGCAAGCGGGGCAACCUCCAUACCACAUGCCCCAGAUGGGCAACAACUAUCUCAACCCGGACCAAAGCAACUACUAUAUGGGUUUCAACGGUAACCAGGGUUACAAUUAG
Molecule: messenger RNA, 735 nt
Organism: Ogataea philodendri
Lineage: Eukaryota; Fungi; Ascomycota; Pichiomycetes; Pichiales; Pichiaceae
Exons: 2
Coding region: 1-735 (244 amino acids)
Biological process (GO): positive regulation of transcription by RNA polymerase II
Molecular function (GO): DNA-binding transcription factor activity, RNA polymerase II-specific; protein dimerization activity; RNA polymerase II cis-regulatory region sequence-specific DNA binding
Source: RefSeq, a predicted model, not a curated record